Hyalella azteca is the source of this 1459-nucleotide messenger RNA. RefSeq lists its product as uncharacterized. The transcript is spliced from 7 exons. The annotation marks the transcript as partial. NCBI's taxonomy places the organism in Eukaryota, Metazoa, Arthropoda, Malacostraca, Amphipoda, Hyalellidae. The record is from RefSeq and is a predicted model, not a curated record.
CGCUCUUCCAGUUCAUCACGAUUUCUCCCGACAUAUGCACCACAACUGCCAACACGCAAGGAAUUUGUUACUCGGCCACCGACUGCACCAACUUGCAGGGCACCGCAAGUGGCACCUGCGCGGCGGGCUUCGGAGUUUGCUGCACGUUUACGCGCAAUUGCGACUCGUCCACGAACGUCAACGGAACGCUAUUCCAGAAUCCAGAAUAUCCAUCGGCUACAACCACUGCUCCUGGUUCUUGCAAACUAACAGUUGUUCCUGUCAAUGAAAAUAUCUGCCAGAUUCGUUUAGACUUGAUGGAAUUCACUCUAGCUCAACCCGAUGAGAACGGGGUUUGUGCCGACGACUUCCUGCAAGUGACUGGGGGAACGACGAGUAUCCCAACGAUUUGCGGACAAAAUAAUUUACAGCAUCUGUAUGUUAAUGUGAGCCCUGGAUCUGGGAGCGUCUCGAUCAACGUUGACACCUCAAUACCGGGGGCUAAGUGGAACAUCUCCGUCACACAAAUAGAGUGCAGUUCGCCAUACCGAGCCCCGGCGGGCUGCCUCCAGUACUUCACCAACACAUAUGGAACCAUCAAAAGCUUCAACUACGACGCCACGACCUUCUCGACCACCACGACACCCACGGCCACCACGCAGCUAGCCAGUCAGGUAUACGGUGCCUGCAUCAAGUCACAGUCUGGCUACUGCAGCGUCGCUUACAAGAAAACUUCUGACAUGCCCAAUGACUUCACCUUCUCCAUGAGUGGUGCUAAUGUACUGCCCCCAGGAACUACUCCUCCUUCUUCAUCAGGCAGUGUUGACUGCACCGCAGAUUACGUGUUGAUCCCCAUGGGUACAAUAACUGACACAAACACGCCAGCUGACCGUUUCUGCGGGUUAAACUUUCCUAAUAAAGUUGAAUCCUCCGUCCAGCCGUUUGCCCUCUACGUGGUCACUGAUGGCACAGAAGCUCCCAAUAAUGAUGGCUCCAACGUGGGCUUCUCCAUCGACUACAAAAUGCAAACUUGCUAGAUAAGAGAUGUUAUUUACUUACUGUGUUAUUGUUUUUGUUUCUCCUGCAAAAGUCGCUCAUGAAAAAAAGCAAUUGGAAUAGCUCACCCCUUAUUAGCCUGAAUUUUGUAAUUUAUAAUUCAAAUUAUAUCGCAGAACUACGUAGUUCCGAAUUGCAGUGCUUGACUUUAGUCUAUUUACUAGUUUCAACGGUACAUUUAAUAAUGUACAGUUUGGUGCGGUUUCAUUAAUGACCGUUUUGCUUCAUAUCUAAACGGAAGGAGGCUUAAUGAAAAAUUAAUUUGUUUAUUUCUGUACAUGUGAUACGCUAUUAUUUAACAGUCUAGAAAAUAUUAGAAAACGAAGAAUUUUUUUCUUCUCAAUGCCAAAAAUAACGUGUGAUAAAAAUAACGUGUGUCCGCAUUCAUGCACGUGUGAACCACACACGAUUUGAAAAUGAAAAA